UUGUAUUCAAAUUGUAUUCAGGUUUGAACAAAAUACUCAUCGACUGGGCGCCUGUGUUGAGGAUCGGAGCAAUUUUGAUCACAGCAUUACAAAUUGUGAUAAACUCUCCCCUAAACUAUUAGACCCCGUGCUGUGAUAUGAACUUUGAUUCGCAACUGAUUAGUAUGUGCUGAAACACUGACGUCGAUUUUGUUUUCGAUCAGGAAGAAUCCAAAUACAAAAUAUUGGCUGCAUCCAUAACUGGGACGAUCUUACCAAACAGUGUUUUCCCCGGCAACACAUUUCAGGAUGCAGGCAAUCCAGAUGCAACCAGCUGCCCAACCCCAUGUUGUGGUGGUCCAGGCUGGUGGGCAGGAUCAGAAGAAACCUCCUAACUACCUAUGCCUGGCAGUGUUCGUGAUGCUUUGCUGUGAUUUCCCCUUAGGACUGGUCGCUGUCAUUUGUGCCGCCGUUUCAGACUCGAAUUACAAUGAAGGGGAUAUUGAGGCUGCUUCUAACAAGGGGAAAAUAGCCCUCUGUCUAAGCAUCUUCUCCAUUAUCACCACUGUUGGAUUCAUAAUUUUCGUUGUUGUUUUCUGUGUCGUCGUCGCCAAAUCCUUCUUUGGGAUACCCGUUUGGUUUCUCUCUGGCUGACAUAGGAAUCGCAAAUUAUUAAUUAACUUAAUUAGACAGAUAUCCAUGGAAUUCGAAUAUAGAAAUAUAGUUGCAUAUCUGUCAAAUUGACAAUGGGUUAUUGACCUACAUUUUGAAAGCAUACUUCGGAUAAUAUUACAAAUCACACAAUCAAUGUGUGGGACAGGCUUAUGCUACUACAUUGUAUAUAAAGAUGGCAGAUAUGGUCGUGGAAUAAAUGCUUGUUGAUCUGUUAUACUGUAGGUGUUUAAAGGAAAGUGAGAUUGCAUUUACACUGUUCCACAACU
Owenia fusiformis is the source of this 920-nucleotide messenger RNA. NCBI's taxonomy places the organism in Eukaryota, Metazoa, Annelida, Polychaeta, Sabellida, Oweniidae. The record is from the annotation of a GenBank genome assembly.